UGCCUGCCGUGUUCCGUCUGUCGCAAAGUGUCGCGGCUGCGCCGCCGGAGCUUGGGCUGCCGGCCGUGGGCCGCUGCCUGGAGCCGAGCCGCGGCCAGCCCCGCCGGGCGGCGAGCGGCCUUCAUGGGCGCCGGGCGGUGAUCCCCCAGCCCUGCCCUGCCUCGUCCCGUCCCUCCCGCCGCGCCGACAGCCGUCAUGGAGGAGGAGAGCAUGGAGGAAGAGGGCGGCGGUGGCUGCGAGGCCAUGAUGGACGACCAGAACCACAACAACUGGGGUGCCGGCGGUUACGGGCGGCACCUGCUGGGCCCUGUCGCGGCUCCUCUCGGUGACCGUCUCCUGCGUAGCCCCGCCGCUGCGUCUUCGUCUGAGCCGGAGCUCCCUGUGGUGCCUGAGGCCAACGGCGUGCUGCGAGGGUGUGAGCCGGCGAGCGUCGCAGGCAAAGGGGGAGCAGGAGCUAUCGCUGCCGCCAUCAAUAUUAACGCCUCGACCUCCAAGUUCCUAAUGAAUGUUAUAACAAUUGAAGACUAUAAGAGCACAUAUUGGCCAAAGCUGGACAGUGCCAUAGAUCAACUUUUGACUCAGAGUCCUGGUGACUACAUCCCUAUCUCCUAUGAACAAAUAUACAGUUGUGUGUAUAAGUGUGUAUGCCAGCAGCAUUCGGAACAGAUGUAUAGUGACCUAAUAAAAAAGAUAACUAACCACUUAGAGAGAGUCUCAAAGGAGCUGCAGGCCAGCCCUCCAGAUCUCUAUAUUGAAAGAUUUAACGUAGCUCUUGGACAGUAUAUGGGAGCAUUGCAGAGCAUUGUGCCUCUUUUCAUAUAUAUGAAUAAAUUUUACAUAGAAACCAAGCUUAACAGAGACUUAAAAGAUGACCUUAUAAAGCUGUUUACGGAACACGUUGCAGAAAAGCACAUUUACAACCUAAUGCCUUUACUUUUGGAAGCUCAGUCGACGCCGUUUCAAAUAACUCCUUCAACCAUGGCAAAUAUUGUGAAAGGCCUCUAUACACUACGACCAGAAUGGGUACAGAUGGCACCAGCUUUAUUUUCUAAAUUCAUCCCAAAUAUUCUACCCCCUGCUGUGGAAUCUGAGCUUCAGGAAUAUGCUGCUCAAGACCAGAAGCUGCAAAGAGAGCUUAUGCAGAAUGGAUUUACUAGAGGUGACCAGUCACGCAAGAGAGCUGGAGAAGAGUUGACAUACAAUGGUUCUUCAGCUUGUGCAAGCUCCAGGGGCUACAGAUAGUGAACAUACUGGAUCAGCUUCUAUUUCUAGCCAGAACAGACACUGGAGGAGCGCAAGCAGUAUCUGGAGCCUCCUUUGGCAACUGCUGAUACUCAAACUCUGACACGAACUAUGCCUCCAAGAAGAGUUUUGAACUUUCUUCUUUUCUAUCUUGUCAGUUGCUGCUACAGUUGGGAUAACUUUGAAAGAGACUAUUCCUUGGUCUAGCCUAUCAAGUUAAAUGUUCUGUGAUUUAUUAUUUUUUACAAUUUUUAUUAUUAUUUUUUUUUUCUGUGAGGAAUGCACCUUGAAAAAAAAAAACAAAACAACCAAGAACACAAAACAACAACAACAAAACCAACCCAAUCCUUUCAAAGUGGGAACGGGCAGCCAAAAAUCAGCAGCUUCCAAAAGCAUUAGGAUGGAAGAAAUCUUUUUUUGCACUCUUUUUUUUUUUCCUUAAUAUUAAGGACAUUCUUAAAACUAGUUAACACAGUUGGUGUAUUAGUUUUUAAACUUCAAGGUAUUUUCUGGAGCCUUUACUUUAAAAUAAUAAGAAUAAAGUUUCCUUAUUUUGCAGUA
Molecule: messenger RNA, 1803 nt
Organism: Pogoniulus pusillus (Red-fronted tinkerbird)
Lineage: Eukaryota; Metazoa; Chordata; Aves; Piciformes; Lybiidae
Gene: CACUL1
Product: CDK2 associated cullin domain 1
Exons: 9
Coding region: 196-1242 (348 amino acids)
Biological process (GO): ubiquitin-dependent protein catabolic process; positive regulation of protein kinase activity; G1/S transition of mitotic cell cycle
Molecular function (GO): ubiquitin protein ligase binding; protein kinase binding
Source: RefSeq, a predicted model, not a curated record